AUGGGAGGGCAGGAUAAGACCGUGGGAGGGCAGGUUAAGACCGUGGGAGGACAGGAUAAGACCGUGGGAGGACAGGAUAAGACCGUGGGAGGGCAGGAUAAGAUCGUGGGAGGACAGGUUAAGACCGUGGGAGGACAGGAUAAGACCAUGGGAGGGCAGGAUAAGACCGUGGGAGGACAGGUUAAGACCGUGGGAGGGCAGGAUAAGACCAUGGCAGGACAGGAUAAGACCGUGGGAGGACAGGUUAAGACCGUGGGAGGACAGGAUAAGACCGUGGGAGGGCAGGAUAAGACCGUGGGAGGACAGGAUAAGACCGUGGGAGGGCAGGAUAAGACCGUGGGAGGGCAGGAUAAGACCGUGGGAGGGCAGGAUAGGACCGUGGGAGGACAGGAUAAGACCGUGAGAGGGCAGGAUAAGACCGUGGGAGGACAGGAUAAGACCGUGGGAGGGCAGGAUAAGACCGUGGGAGGGCAGGAUAGGACCGUGGGAGGGCAGGAUAAGACCAUUGCAGGACAGGAUAAGACCGUGGGAGGGCAGGAUAAGACCGUGGGAGGGCAGGAUAGGACCGUGGGAGGGCAGGAUAGGACCGUGGAAGGGCAGGAUAAGACCGUGGCAGGACAGGAUAAGACCGUGGCAGGGCAGGAUAAGACCGUGGGAGGACAGGAUAAGACCGUGGCAGGGCAGGAUAAGACCGUGGGAGGGCAGGAUAAGACCGUGGGAGGGCAGGAUAGGACCGUGGGAGGGCAGGAUAAGACCAUGGCAGGACAGGAUAAGAUCGUGGCAGGGCAGGAUAAGACCAUGGGAGGGCAGGAUAAGACCGUGGGAUGGCAGGAUAAGACCGUGGGAGGGCAGGAUAGGACCGUGGGAAGGCAGGAUAAGACCGUGGGAAGGCAGGAUAAGAGCGUGGGAGGGCAGGAUAAGACCAUGGGAGGGCAGGAUAAGAUCGUGGGAGGGCAGGAUAAGACCAUGGGAGGGCAGGAUAAGACCAUGGGAGGGCAGGAUAAGACCAUGGGAGGGCAGGAUAAGACCAUGGGAGGGCAGGAUAAGACCAUGGGAGGGCAGGAUAAGACCAUGGGAGGGCAGGAUAAGACCAGGAUAAGACCGUGGGAGGGCAGGAUAAGACCAUGGGAAGGCAGGAUAAGACCAUGGGAGGGCAGGAUAAGAUCGUGGGAGGGCAGGAUAAGACCAUGGGAGGGCAGGAUAAGACCGUGGGAGGGCAGGACCGUGGGAGGCAGGAUAAGACCGGGAGGGCAGGAUAAGACAUAG
Molecule: messenger RNA, 1266 nt
Organism: Procambarus clarkii (red swamp crayfish)
Lineage: Eukaryota; Metazoa; Arthropoda; Malacostraca; Decapoda; Cambaridae
Product: golgin subfamily A member 6-like protein 2
Source: RefSeq, a predicted model, not a curated record